Molecule: messenger RNA, 1671 nt
Organism: Hydractinia symbiolongicarpus
Lineage: Eukaryota; Metazoa; Cnidaria; Hydrozoa; Anthoathecata; Hydractiniidae
Exons: 1
Coding region: 196-1515 (439 amino acids)
Biological process (GO): RNA processing
Cellular component (GO): nucleolus
Molecular function (GO): RNA binding
Source: RefSeq, a predicted model, not a curated record
AUGGUGCACAUUUAUUAUGUCUGCUAUUAUGAAUUUGACUUUGUGCUCCAGUCGCUCUUGCCUUCUCUUUUUAUUAAAACAGUAUGGUAAAGGAGAAAAAAGAUUCUUUUCUGAAAUGUUCAUGUGGUGAGUGAAGUGAUAGAACGCAGCACACGUUUUUAAGUUAGAGCACGCGAAAUACGAUAUUUAAAAGGUAUGAGAAGAAGUAGCAGACUUCAAAAUAAGCGAAAAAACCAUGUGGAAGUUGUGGCUAACUCAGAAGUGAAGAUUUCGAAUGGUACUUGUGAAAAAAAUGUCGAAGAAACGGAAAGGGCAGAUCCUAUUAAGUUAUUACACCUUGAAAGGAAAGAAACUGCAGAAAGACAGUUUUGCACAACAGUUAGGACUGAUCUUAAUAAGGAAGAAAAAUUGAAAAAUGAAGCAGGAGGGGAUCUUGACACAAAUAUGCAAAAGGAAGAAAUCGUCAUGGUGCAAAGCAAUAAGAAAAAAGUUAUAUCUGAUAAAAAAAAAAUUGUUUCAAAAAAACAAACUGAAAUCAAUAAAAAAAACAACAAAAAAAAGAAUGGCAAUCAAAAAAAAGCACAAAUAGAUGAGGUUGGUGACGUGCCUAAGAAAGAAGGUAUUGUGAAUACAUAUGUGAAUCACCAGACAAUCUCAGGUGAUAAUACAACCUUAAAUUUUAAACCCCAAAAAGAAUCAAAUCGCAAGACUUCGAAAUUUGCAUUAGACGUUUCAAAAUACCAGUCAAUUUCUGUUCAUCAAAAUAUGAAUAAUGAAUUGCUAAAAACUUCUUUAAAGUUGAAAAAUCAUUUGCCAUUUAGAGAACACAUAAGAAGUUUAUUUAAUACUGAUGAUGUUAAAGGCGGCACUCCAGAUGUUUUUGGAUUAGAUCGUAUUCAACUGGAAGAUAACAAUAGUAGUAAGCCAAGACCAGCCUCAGAAAUAAACACAGAUUUAAAUGUUUCUGAAUUGUAUUUUGAUUCAACAAAAGCAGAUUUAAGUAAACAAAAUGUAAGCAGAAGUGAAGUUGAUGCUUACAUGAAGAAGAGUAUAAUUCCAGAUGAUUUAGAGAGAAGGGAGAAACCUCCAAUGUUGUAUGAAUCAGCAAGAUCUAAAAAGUUAGAUCGUAAAAAGAAGAGUGAAGAGACUGCUGGCCAAGGUUGGUAUAAUCUGCCCAAAACAGAAUUAACAGAAGAAGUAAAACGAGAUUUACAACUCCUCAAAAUGAGAAAUGUACUUGAUACAAAGAAACAUUAUAAAAGAAAUGAUUCAAACAAGCUUCCAAAGUAUUUUCAAGUUGGUACAAUUGUUGAGGGAGCACAUGAGUUUUAUUCAACACGAGUUACAAAAAAGCAUAGGAAAAGAACUAUGGUAGACGAACUUCUUGAUGAUGCUGAGUUUCGAAGGAAGAACAAAAAGAAGCUAGUUGAAAUCAGAAAGAAACAAGCAAGUGGAGGUAAAGGACACUUCAAGAAAAUGAAAAAUAAAAGAAAGCCUACUUGGGCUAGAACUUAGUUCAAUUUUGUAUCCAUGAACUUCUGGAAAGGUAUUUGGGAUAAAAUUGAGAGACAGAAAAGAAAUGUAAAUUUAAAAAAUGCAGAUUUCUUUAAUUUUAUUAAUAUCCAAUGUGUUUGAAAAAGAACUUUAAUCUCUUAUGUGAGAGAAACCUUU